Messenger RNA from Hibiscus syriacus, 1011 nucleotides. RefSeq lists its product as uncharacterized. The record is from RefSeq and is a predicted model, not a curated record. Lineage: Eukaryota; Viridiplantae; Streptophyta; Magnoliopsida; Malvales; Malvaceae. The transcript has 7 exons. Gene Ontology annotation, cellular component: mitochondrial small ribosomal subunit. Gene Ontology annotation, molecular function: structural constituent of ribosome. The coding region runs from base 1 to 984 and encodes 327 amino acids.
AUGGAUUUAACUCAUCAGUCAAUGAAGAAGUUGGGGUCUAGGGGAUAUGACGCUUUGAUCCCAUCCCUUCCUUUGCUAUGCUAUUCUUUCUUCGCAGAAGCAGCUAAUAAGAAACGAAGAAGAAAUGUUGAGUUUCCAUCUUCUGCUCCAAAACCGAGAAAGCAAGUAGUAUUGGACGAUCGAGUUAGCUGUGGGAAGAGUAUUGCAGUAGCAAUGAUUGUGCAUUGGGCUCGCAAUGAGGGCUGGCUUGUUCUUUAUGCCCCUAGAGGUCGUGAAUGGACCCAUGGAGGAUUUUUCUAUAAAAACCCUGAAACAGGUUUUUGGGAUACACCUCUGCAGGCUGAGAAUGUUCUAAAGUAUUUUCUGAAAUACAAUGAAUCUCGCAUACAAUCAUUGCCAUGCCAAAUUUUUGAUCCUAUUAGAUUGGGAGAAGGUGCUGGUGUUGGAUGGAUGAAAGGAGUUGAAUCCAUGGCCCUCCCAGAAGGUGCAACACUGUAUGAUCUGCUUCAAAUGGGAAUCAAGUACACACAUGCAGCUGUUGGAGUUGGAGUUCGGUUGAGAGAAGAAUUAUCACUUGUUAAAGAUGUCCCCGUGCUCAUUGCUAUUGACCAGUAUAAUAAUUGGUUUACCUUCAGUGAGUAUGAGGAGCCAGUGACUGUUCGUUCUCGUCGACCAAUACAUGCUAGAGAAGUUGCAAUGGUGAAUGCCUUCAGGUCCAUGAUGCAUGACGACAUGAUGGUUGGUGCUUUCUCUCAUUCAACUGCUGUGGGAAAACUUCGUCUAGAAUUGCCAAAUGUACCUAUAGAUGCCCGUGUUAACAUGCCGCGUUAUAGUUCUGACGAGGCAGAAUCUGUUUGCCAUUACUACCUCUGGCAAAGGCUUAUACGAAGGGAAGCAUUCUCGGAGGAAAGCUGGAAAAAAGUAUACUACUUAGCCAAUGGAAAUGGUGCAGAAAUGAGAUGGUUACUUCCUUUGAUGCGGUAAAACAUAUUUUGAAGACCUGCAUCGAUA